CACCGCCACCAGGAAGCCGGCCUAGACCUCCAGCAGGGCCCACGCCUCCGCUGUGCGCCCCAAAGGCCCGGCGCUUCCUCAGGCACCAGCUGGAGGAGAAGGGUCCGUCUGUCCGUCUGUCUUCCAGGCUGGCCUGGGGGCUCCGCCAGCACGGGCACCUGGCUCUCUCCUCGGCCUCCCGAAGCACCAAGCUCGGCGCAGCCUGCCAGGACCGCAGGCGACAGACGGUCUCUGGCUUCCCCGGGCGCCAGCCCAGCUCGGGUUACACCCUAGGCUGGGGCUCCACAGGCGCGCGGCGAGCCGGACCCUCGGUGGGCUCUGGCUAGCGGGGUCUGGCACCACCUCCGAGCUGGUGGAGCGGGCAGAACACCGCGCCAGGUUGGUCCAGGGGUCUCGGCUGGGGGAGGGGGGUACCUCCCCCCACUGCCUUACGCCAACCCGCCCGCAGGGGUCAGGGACACGCGCCCGCGGAGAGGUGAGGCAGCAGGGUGACCCUCCCGAGUCAGCCACCUCUAAGCUGCACCAGGCGGCCGGGGAGCCGUGGGGUCCCGGGCUGGAGGUCAGGCUGGGCUCCGAUGCGAGAGUUUGCAGUCCCUGCCGGCGGGAAGCCGGGAGGGGUAGUGCGAACCUCUGUCCCCGCCCCGGGGGCGGAGCCUAGGUCCGAGCCCGCGGAGCGUGAGACCGGCCCCAAUCCGCCCGGGGCUCCCUCCCUCGUUCCCGCCAACGCCUCCUCUUCCUGGGAGACCCGACCCCCCUCCCUCUGCCCACCGCCGGCAAGACCCAGCCUCCGGGGUCCUCCCGCCCUCGGGCCGCGGCGCAGGUGCAGGUGCGGCACUCCACCUCCUCCCACCGGGGCGCAUCCCGCUGGGCGGCCAUGGCGCGAGGAGAUGUACCGCAGGACAGCUACCACCUGGUCGGGAUCAGCUUCUUCAUCCUGGGCCUGGGCACUCUCCUUCCCUGGAACUUCUUCAUCACUGCCAUCCCGUACUUCCAGGGGCGGCUAGCAGGGGCCAACAGCACCACUGGGACCCUGGGCGCCAACCACACGGGCCCCGCAGAUGCCUUCAACUUCAACAACUGGGUGACUCUGCUGUCCCAGCUGCCGCUGCUGCUCUUCACACUCCUCAACUCCUUCCUGUAUCAGUGCAUCCCUGAGACAGUUCGGAUUCUGGGCAGCCUGCUGGUCAUCCUGCUGCUCUUUACCCUGACGGCGGCGUUGGUCAAGGUGGACAUGAGCCCUGGGCCCUUCUUCUCCAUCACCAUGGCCUCCGUCUGGUUCAUCAACUCCUUCUCUGCAGUUCUGCAGGGCAGCCUCUUCGGGCAGCUGGGCACUAUGCCUUCCACCUACAGCACCCUCUUCCUCAGCGGCCAGGGCCUGGCUGGGAUCUUCGCUGCCCUUGCCAUGCUCAUGUCCAUGGCCAGUGGCGUGGAUGCCCAGACCUCCGCCCUGGGGUACUUCAUCACGCCCUGCGUGGGCGUCCUCGUGUCCAUCGUGUGUUACCUGAGCCUGCCCAACCUGGAGUUUGCCCGCUAUUACCUGGCCAAGAAACCACUGCAGGCUCAGGGGCAGGAGAUGGAGACCAAAGCUGAGCUCCUCCAGUCUGAUGAGAAGAAUGGAAUUCCCAACAGCCCCCAGAAGGCAGCACUGACUCUGGAUCUUGACUCUGAGAAGGAGCCAGAGCUGGAGCCAGAGGAGCCUCAGAAACCAGGAAAACCUUCAGUUUUUGUUGUCUUCCGAAAGAUCUGGCUGACGGCGAUGUGCCUUGUGUUGGUCUUCACAGUCACCCUGUCCGUCUUCCCUGCCAUCACAGCCAUGGUGACCAGCUCCACCAGUCCUGGGAAGUGGAGUCAGUUCUUCAACCCCAUCUGCUGCUUCCUUCUCUUCAACGUCAUGGACUGGCUGGGACGGAGCCUGACCUCCUACUUCCUGUGGCCGAACAAGGACAGCCGGCUGCUGCCCCUGCUGGUCUGCCUGCGCAUCCUGUUCGUGCCGCUCUUCAUGCUGUGCCACGUGCCCGAGAGGUCCCGGCUGCCCAUCCUCUUCCCACAGGACGCCUACUUCAUCACGUUCAUGCUGCUCUUUGCCGUUUCCAACGGUUACCUGAUGUCCCUCACCAUGUGCCUGGCACCCAGGCAGGUGCUGCCGCAUGAGAAGGAGGUGGCCGGCACCCUCAUGACCUUCUUCCUGGCCCUGGGGCUCUCCUGUGGGGCCGCCCUCUCCUUCCUCUUCAAGGCGCUGCUCUGAAGUGCUCCGUCCACCGCUCUCGCAGCAGCUCUCUUCUCGCUGCCCCUUUGGAGCUGAGACCCGGCGCAGGGGGCAAGGCAAGCCGGGCUCAAGCCUCUGCUGGGCUGAGGCCCCUUGGUCUGGGGGUGCCAGCAGGAGGCGGGCACUGCUCUCCCUCCCAGGCUGGCAGCCACUUGGGGUGCUGCAAGGAAGAAUUCACCACUGGUCAUUCCAACCCUCACCCAGGAAUGGAGCUGACACAGAGACAGACUGUCUGGACGUGCAUAAGACCUCACUGAAAGGGUGCUGAUCAAGGAAAAGAGGGCCGAGGGCCAUGGCCCUUCCCCACCAUCAGGAGUGCGUUUGUUAUCACAAGAAACCCUCUUGCUAAUCGCCAGGUAUCAGAGGCCACCAGCAGAGCCUUGCCGAGGGUGUGGCCGGUAUGGCCCCAGCCUCAGGUUCAGAGCAGGAGCUCCUCUUCUCCCCAGGCCUCAGCGAUCCCACGGUCAAGUCUCUCGGACCCCAGGACAGAGGAUGCCAGGGAAGUUGAGGGAGCAUGGGGAAGGAACAGGUGUUAGGGAUUUGAGAGUGCUCAAAGGACCCUCUGGGCCUCAGACAGUGUUUUCCUUGCCAGCACUUACUAUCUCCACUCCCCAGAGCCCAGCUGGGCCUGGGUCCCAGAACUGCAGUUGGCCUGCGUGCACGCACUGCGCUUUACAGUUUGCAAAGCUCUUCUCUCACUGAAGCUGCACUGAGGCCCUUGGAGGGAGCCAGGCAGGGACUGUGCUCCCCCUUUGUAGAGGCGAGGAAACCGAGUCCCAGGGGGAAGUGACGGUCCGUGGCAGAGCCGGGACCCAGCCCCCAGCUCCCUCCUCCCUGUAGGUGCUGUUCGUCCUGCCCGCCACCUGCUUCUCUUUUCCUCAAAGGGCUCAAGGCAGGAGCCCUAAGCACUUACUCCACCUUUUUGCUGUUUCUCCCUCUGACCCUGCUCCCGGGUCUAAUAACCACCCUCUUUAUUUGUAUAAUGAAUUCACUGAGUCUUUAUUUCCAAAGUGCUUUCAGCUCUGUUGGCUUUGAUGAGCUGCGUGGGGUGGGGAUGACUGUACCCAUUUGACGGAUGAGAUGACUGAAGCCCUGAGAGGGGCAGGGAUUUGUGGGCAUCCCUGUGCUGGGCCCUCUCCACCACAUCAUGGCCAAGGGGUACCUGCCUGCAAGGAGCCCUGUGCUCCUGGGAGGAGCACCUGGCUGCAUGGACGACUGUCGCUCUCCCCUCCACCGGUGUCCUCUGCCUCCCCGGCUCCCCCCUCUCAGAAAUGGAGCCUCAGAGAGGCAGUCAGCCAGUUCUCCGGAGGGGUGGAGGAAAGGCCUGCUUCCCCACACACCUGUACUUCCUGCACAGCCCAGAGACGAGCGAUUUUGCCAUUAUAGGCUCUGGCCUUUCUGCCCGCUUGCUCUCCUGCCUCCUGUGAACAUUCACUGAACAGCUGUUAUAUACCAGGCCCUGGGCCAGCACAGGGCCCCUUAUCAGAAGCCAGAGGCUGUUUUGCUGUCAAAGAGGAAAGUGAGGCAAGAUAAGACCUUGCGAGCUGAAAUAAAGCCACAGGGCAGACCCCAACUGAGGA
Molecule: messenger RNA, 3846 nt
Organism: Diceros bicornis minor
Lineage: Eukaryota; Metazoa; Chordata; Mammalia; Perissodactyla; Rhinocerotidae
Gene: SLC29A2
Product: solute carrier family 29 member 2
Exons: 12
Coding region: 875-2245 (456 amino acids)
Biological process (GO): hypoxanthine transport; guanine transport; nucleoside transmembrane transport
Cellular component (GO): plasma membrane; basolateral plasma membrane
Molecular function (GO): nucleoside transmembrane transporter activity
Source: RefSeq, a predicted model, not a curated record